UAUUUCAACAUAUUGAAGAAAUUUAAAAAUUUGGGCCGAAAAUAUUCAAAAAAUAGAAACACCUACGAGAUAUGCUCAAAGUCGAAAACAAAUCAUACCAGGAGGAAACCCAUGCAAUUUUGAGCCUAAUGGUGGUCUUCACGAUCGGAAAAGGAUGACGUCAUCAUUGGUGAUGCUGACGUCAUUCUCCGGCAGCCCAGAAAAGAGAAGAUAGAAAUUCUUUCCUGCUGAUGUCUUAGGUUUUAGGCUUUGAUACCAUGUUAGAAUUAAUCAUAGAUAAGAGAAAGAGUAAAUGUAUUGAACCAAGAUUUCGUCUGUAAUUCUCCAAAAAAAAACCUAAAAAUACAUAAAAUAACCCUUAUAUAGUAGAGUAACACAACAUAAAGAGAAUGCCUAAACUCUGACAAUUUGAACAUUCUUUUCUGAUAAUUAGUCCUUGUGUCCUGAUUUCAGAAAUUGCUGCCAAAAUCAUACAGUCUCACUUUAGACGGUCAACAGAACAACGCAACUAUCUGCAGAUGAAGAAUGUCGUUUCCUACUUGCAAAUUGUUAUUCGGGCUUGGCUGACAACAAAGAAGUCAGUCACUAAGAAAUUCAAUGCCAUCAAAGCUCAGGAGUCGGCAUUUGAUAGGGCAGCAAUCUUAAUUCAGUCUCAUGUGCGUGGAUGGUUUGGUCGGAGAGUUGCUCAGAGACAUAGGUCUCUCAUCAUUGUAAUCCAAAGUCAUUGUCGCGGCUGGUCAAUAAGGAGAAAGCUUUUACUUCAAAGGGAGGCUGCAAUAAGGAUCCAAAGUGCUUUCCGAUGCAUGAGGUGCUGGAGGAUGUUCAUUUCUAAUAGGAACGCUGCUACGGAAAUACAACGCUUUGUCAGAGGUUGUAAUACUAGAAAGUGGCUUUUAGGGGCUUCUUACCUUCGAGCAGAUUUGACUCUCAGUUAUAUUCAUUACAAUUUACCAGAUUGCUCUCAGAAUCUGGAACUGAAGAUAUUUCUACGAGCAGUUUUAAAGUUGCAAAGGUGGUGGAGGGGUGCUUUAUUACUAAAAUCAACAACAAAGUCAUCAGUUGUUAUUCAAUCUCAUAUACGAGGGUGGAUUGCUCGGCAAGGAGCUCUAAGAAAGACACAUCAUAUUGUUAAAAUCCAGAGUCGUUGCCGGGGUUGGUUAACAAGGAGGAGACUGUCACUUCAAAGGGGGUCUGUGAUAAGGAUCCAAAGUGCUUUCCGAUGCAUGAAAUGCAAGAAGGUGUUCCUUACUUAUAGGCAUGCUGCUACAGAAAUCCAACGGUUUAUCAGGGGGUGUAUUACUAGAAAGUGGAUUUUAGAUUGCUAUCUGAGUCUUGAACUAAGGAUAUUUCUACGAGCAACUUUGAAGUUGCAAAGGUGGUGGAGGGGUGUUUUGUUGCUUAAAUCAAGAACAAAGUCAGCUGCUAUCAUUCAAUGUCAUAUUCGAGGUUGGAUUGCUGGGCGAGGAGACAUAAGAGAGAGGCAUCAUGCUGUUGUAAUCCAGAGUCAUUGCCGUGGCUGGUUAACAAGGAGGAGGUUUUCACUUCAAAGGGGGGCUGUAAUAAGGAUCCAAAGUGCCUUCCGAUGCAUGAAAUGCCAGAAGUUGUUCCUUUCUUAUAGGCAUGCUGCUACCAAAAUCCAACGGUUUGUCAGGGGGCAUAUUGAUCGGAAGUGGCUUUUAGGGGCAUCUUACCUUCCGGCAGAUUUGCCUGUAGAUUAUAUUCGUAAUGACUUACCAGAUUGCUCUCAGGAUCUUGAACUGACAAUGUUGUUGCAAGCUGUUUUGAAGUUGCAAAGGUGGUGGAGGGGUGUUUUAGUUGUUAAAUCAAGAACAAAGGCAGCAGUAGUUAUCCAAUCUCAUGUUCGAGGGUGGAUUGCUAGGCGAGCAGUUGUUAGAGAGAGGCAUCGUAUUGUUGUGAUCCAAUCAUACUGGAAAGGUUUUCUUGCACGGAAAGAAUCAAGAGGGCAGCUACAGGAGUUGUGCUUGAGAGUGCAAAAGUCUGCUGCAAAUGUGGAUGAUGACAUGCGUAUAAUAAACAGACUAGUUUCAGCUCUCUCAGAACUAUUGAGUAUGAAAAGUGUGAGCGGCAUUCUCCAUAUCUGUGCGACACUGGAUAUGGCUACAGAACAUUCACAAAAAUGUUGUGAAACACUUGUGGCUGCGGGGGCAGUUGACACAUUACUGAAGCUAAUACGCUCGGUCAGCCGGAGUAUACCUGAUCAAGAAGUUCUAAAACAUGCUCUCUAUACUCUCAGAAAUCUUGCACGCUAUCCACACUUGUCUGAAGUAUUGAUUGAUAGCCGUGGAUCUGUACAGACAAUUCUUUGGGAGUUGCUAAGAAACAAAGAGGAGGGAUAUUUCAUUGCUUCUGAGCUUUUGAAGAGGAUUUGUUUAGAUAAAAAAGGCAUUGAAGCUGUGCACAAUUUACCUGCUCUAGUGAAGAGGUUACACAACCUUGUUGAGGAACUUGCAAGAAAAACAGGCAAUGAGAAGAGGAAUGCUCGAGGGGUGGCAAAAGAGCAGACUGAGAGAAGAUUGAGAGAAGCCAUUAAGCUCUUGAACUUGAUUACAGAUGGAUAACCAAAGGGCAACUGUAUAAUUUUUUUUUUUUUGCAGUGUGUUCUUUUGACUGUACAAGUAUAGAAGCAGAACAUAUAUCCAGUUAGCAUCGUGUGAGUGUAAUUUUAGGCUGAAGUGUUGAAAUUAGAAGUUCAGUGGGACAUAGAACCACAGAUCAUGUAUGACCUUUGUAACUGUGUCCUUUGUGCUUAUUAGUAAUGUAUUCAUAUUGUGUUGUCUUGAA
This is a messenger RNA of Ilex paraguariensis (yerba mate), 2802 nucleotides long. The record is from the annotation of a GenBank genome assembly. NCBI's taxonomy places the organism in Eukaryota, Viridiplantae, Streptophyta, Magnoliopsida, Aquifoliales, Aquifoliaceae.